Molecule: messenger RNA, 1550 nt
Organism: Ctenocephalides felis (cat flea)
Lineage: Eukaryota; Metazoa; Arthropoda; Insecta; Siphonaptera; Pulicidae
Product: sodium/potassium-transporting ATPase subunit beta-1-like
Exons: 7
Coding region: 332-1312 (326 amino acids)
Biological process (GO): sodium ion export across plasma membrane; intracellular potassium ion homeostasis; potassium ion import across plasma membrane
Cellular component (GO): sodium:potassium-exchanging ATPase complex
Molecular function (GO): ATPase activator activity
Source: RefSeq, a predicted model, not a curated record
CGGGGAACACUGGUCGCUUGAUCAGUGUACCAUCGACCAUCGCAAGUAUCGGGUGCCGCGUUCAAAUUUACACCCGGGGCCUCUUCACGAUUUUUCUCCGUGACACAAAUUAUGACCAGUGAUCCGAAACAAAUCUCUACCUGAACUACCCACAUGUUAUUCAGUGAACUAAACAAAUUUCCUUACCCAGAAUACAACAUAAGAACUAACGAUUUGAACUGUUUAUAAUUCAUAAUAUAACCGCAUCUUUUAUUUCUAAUUUUAUCUUUUAGUGAAUAAAUUUAUUUGUUGUUGAAUAAAUUAAUAAUUGUGUACGUUCAAUUUGUUCGUGAUGGAGAAAAUAGUUGGACGCGAUGGAACAGAAGUCAUCACAUACGAGUUUCCAUAUAUGAGGAGAGCGGAUAAGCGGACUAACUGGGAAAAGUUCCGGCAGGGAUGCUACAAUCCGGACGAGGGCAGUUUUUUGGGCAGGCAACCAUCAGCAUGGGCUCGCGUAGCGCUAUUUUACUUGGUAUUCUACACAGUUUUGGCAUCCCUAUUCACAAUAUGCAUGUACACAAUGCUAUCUACGAUAGACAAGGAAUACCCAAAAUGGCAGCUUGAGGAUUCAAUAAUAGGAACUAAUCCUGGACUGGGAUUUAGGCCAAUAGCAGAUAACACAGAAGAGGGAUCUCUAAUAUGGUUCGACGCCAAAAAUGAAACUGAAGUUGCGAAAUGGACAACAAUAAUUGACGAAUUUUUAGCUCCUUACAAAAAUCGGUCUCAAUUGCCAAGCCACGGUGAAAAUCAAAUGUUCUGCGACUACGAAACGGGGCCCAACACUGCAAAUCGUGUUUGUGCCGUAGCCGUCGAGAAGUGGGGCUCAUGCACAUCACAGGCUAACUACGGCUUUGGACAAUCCGCACCUUGUGUCUUUCUUAAGCUUAACAGGAUAUAUAAUUGGGUACCAGAUUAUUAUGAUGAUGUGGCGACGCUGCCUGAAGAUAUGCCUAUGGAAUUGAAGGAUCACAUACAAAGUCUCAAGCCGGAUGAGAGGAAACAAAUUUGGGUUUCGUGUCAAGGAGAAAAUCCAGUUGAUCGAGAAAAUUUGGGCCCAGUUGAAAUGUAUCCAAGCAUGGGAUUUGCUGGAUAUUAUUAUCCAUUCAGAAACCAACGAGAUUAUCUUAGUCCAUUAGUUGCUGUUCAAUUCAAAAGACCUACAGUGGGACGUUUGAUCAACGUGGAAUGUCGUGCCUGGGCCAGGAACAUCAUCUAUCGUGGUGGCAACAAGGAUCGACAAGGAUCCGUCCAUUUCGAACUGAUGAUUGAUUAGAAUCGACAUUAUUAGUGUUAAUUUUACUUUAUUGAUAUCCUAAGCAUUAUCGUUCUGUGUUAUCGCGCCUUGUACAUCGUUGCAAAAUAGCUCGUACGUCGAUGUUGUGAAUAGAAUUUAAGUUUUAAUUUUAAGUAUGAUAAUUAAUGAAGUGUUUAAUAAAUCAAAAUGAACUUUGAGUAUAAUAGACUUUAUAUUUAUAUCUAAAUAAAGUUUACGCGGUUUUGUUAUCAUUAAA